AUCCCUUACCAGGUCCAGAAGAUACAACUUCGAAUAUAGCUUCUGUUUGGUUAGCAGUAGUGACGUCUGUAGUUUACAUGAGUAAUGUUGCCCUUUACACAAAAAAAGGUACCUUUUCCAACUUCGGAUAUGGUCGCAGUAGCUCCAUUGACAGUAUGUUGAAAUGAUUUUAAGGAGCGAUCAACUGUUUCUGUCUUUUGUUGUUGGUUGAAAGCAAGACCAACAUAGUUACGUGCAAUAACACGUCUAUACAUGUUUACAAUAAAAAAGAGUGGCAGCCCCCCGAAAAAGAUAAAUUUAUUAAACACCGCAUUUCUGUCGAUUUAUAUCCACUAAACAUGUCCUAUCGUCAGCAUCAAAUAGAAAAGAUUAAGCAACUCAUGGAAAUCACUCAAUUGAGUGAGAGAGAGAGCACUCAGGCAUUAAAGAUGGCAAACUGGAGUUUACAACUAGCCAUUAACUCAGUGUUUGAACAAAAAAGAAAUGUAGAUGUUCAAAAAAUCAAGGCCAUGUUUAACAAAUAUAAAGAUUCACAAAGACCAGAUGCUAUAUCUGUAGAUGGGACAAUGACCUUGUGUGAGGACCUUGGUAUUGAACCAACUCAGCUUGAGUUCUUAUUACUUUCCCAUCAACUAAAUUCUGAACGAAUGGGCGAAUUCACCAAAGAAGGCUUUGUCAAGGGUUGUGUUGACUUAGAGGCUGAUAACAUAGAUAAGCUGAAAAAAGAGCUUGAGACAACAGUUGUAAAUAACUAUCAUACUGAUGAAGGAUUUAGAAAAGUGUAUCAUUAUGCAUUUUUAUUUGGAAGACAAACUGGACAAAAGAGCUUGGCACUGGAAGCAGCCAUUGAAUUAUGGAGAUUACUAUUAUCUGAUAGUCAAAUCAAUACGGAUUUACAAAACUAUAAUCCUGAAGAAGCAUGGCCCAUACUGAUUGAUGAGUUUGUAGAAUAUCAAAAGCAACAAUAAAAAAAGCCUACAGUUAUUUCGGCUAAUUCACGGAGACGACGGACAGUAGAACGAACAGUG
This is a messenger RNA of Rhizopus microsporus ATCC 52813, 1028 nucleotides long. RefSeq lists its product as uncharacterized. Lineage: Eukaryota; Fungi; Mucoromycota; Mucoromycetes; Mucorales; Rhizopodaceae. Gene Ontology annotation, cellular component: ubiquitin ligase complex. Gene Ontology annotation, molecular function: ubiquitin-like protein binding; cullin family protein binding; ubiquitin conjugating enzyme binding. The record is from RefSeq and is a predicted model, not a curated record. The coding region runs from base 339 to 968 and encodes 209 amino acids. The transcript has 8 exons. Gene Ontology annotation, biological process: positive regulation of ubiquitin-protein transferase activity; protein neddylation.